CUGGCACGAACUGAUACGUAAAUAGCGAUAACGAAAAUGUGCGGCUCGCCAUGGCGGUUUUUGAGAAGAAAAAAAUCUUGAAAGUGACACUAGACGACACUGUAAAUCUUUCGUGUGUGAUCGAAACUGCAGAGAAGAAAACGGACCACAUUGCAUAUACUCUUCAUGUUCAGAGAGGUCCAAAGCCAGAGAAUUCAUGGACACUUACCAAAAGAUAUAGUGACUUUGCAUCCCUCGAUUCACAGCUCAAGAUUUCCAAUAUAGAAAUUCCUCUGCCUCCAAAGAAAGUGUUUGGAAAUUUCAGUCGUGAGUUUGUAGCAGAGCGACAACAAGGUCUACAGACUUACUUGAAUGCAGUGCUUGCUGAACCUUUACUAGCUAGGUCAGUCUUUGUUAAACAAUUCCUCGAUACCAACAAUUAUGCUGACAACAUUCCAGUUCUUGCCCUCCAACAUGUGUCGAUGGUGUUCCGGUCGGAGAAGCGGUGGGAGGUGGUGGAGACAAUACCAGACUUGGGCACAAGGUUACGUAAGACCUACGUAUUGGUGAAGCCUGUCGACCAGCCGAAACAGAGACAGCUCUUGUCCUGGGUUGACUUCGGACCAGACAAGAACAUUCCAGAUAAAGAGUUGACUGCAAUCCUAAAACUGUUUCCUUCAAUACAGCAUCCCUACAUCCUUCCCUACCCAUUUGCUGGAUGUAGUGAGAGUGGGGGAAUGGUGAUCCAGGACUACAUCGAGCGUGGGACGAUGAGGGAUAUGUUGUGUAAAUGUAAACCAAGGUCUCACUACUUAAAAAAGUACUGUAAACCAAAGAAUGUAAUGCCUGUAGACUUAAGUGUGGUGAAAAUCCUGGGGCGCAUGAUCCUAGAGAGUUUACAGUUCCUGCAUGAUAAGGGACUACCUUACGGUCACCUUCAUGCUGGUAACCUGCUGUUUAAUGGUAAGAAGUGUCAGCUGCUGGAGCUACACAACUCACUGUUGGGUCUGCCAUCAUAUUACAGACCUUUUUUUAUACAGUUCAAAAAAAUAAAGACAACUGAGAUAGUGGAUGUUUACUGUUUUGGACAUCUGUUAUUUGAGAUGUACUUUGGUGAGCAGUUGAAGCAGCCAACAUGUGAUAGAUUUCCCCCAGACUGUCCGCCUCAACUCCGAUCAGUCUUGGAGUCAAUUUUGACAACAGAAGCUUGUAAGAAUGGUCUGCCUACAGUGCAAGAUUUGUUGUCCCACACACUAUUUAGUGAUGUCACACUCCCUGCAACAGACAAACCCAUCCUUAAGAUCCCCAGCAAAUUGAAGGAGGCUAUCCGCCAGGCUAAGGAGGAAAUGGAAGGUCGCCUUCAGGAAGAACAGAAAGUUUUUCACAAAAUCAAGAGGAUUUCUAAAGCCAAGGAAUUCCACAUGUCUGAGGAAGAAAAAAAGAAAAGAAGAAAGUCCAAGAAGAAAGCAUCAGAGAAUGGAGUACCAGACCAAGCCACUGCCAGCUCAUCAGACUCCACUGUAUCAUCCAGUAGCUCGUCAACAAAGACGGCGCCAGCAUCUGUACCAGCACCUCCACCCCCACCUCCAUCUAAUCCUCCCUCUGCUGGGGCUCCGGCCCCACCUCCCCCUCCACCUCCUCCAGCUGCUGGUGCCCCUGCACCCCCACCCCCACCUCCAACUGCCCCCUCUGGAAAAACACAACCGUCUGCGACUGGACAGAGAGGGGCUCUCCUUAGCUCUAUCAACGGCUUCAAUAAGGGAGGGCUGAAGAAGUGUGUCACCGUCGACAAGAGUGGUCCAAAGCUUUGACAUCUUACAGUGCUAAAGGUUACUAUAUAUGUUGUAAACUCUUUAUCAAUUGUUUGACUUGGUGAAUAUUUUUUCAUCACAGGGGUCUGAAUUGUUUCAUCAUAUUUAUAUUGAUUUUAGAAAAGUGCUUAAUUCUUACCUCAGUAAUGAGAUAUCUGACAUCAUUCUGUCAGCAUUUGAUUUCAAAAGAUUUCUAAACCAGCUGACUACACUGGUGAGAUUUAAGGGAAAUCAGCAAUGUAUAAGAAGGUGAAGGGAAUAUCAACAGUGUAUUAGUAGGUCAAGAGGAAUUCAGCUGGGUUUAAGUAGGUCAAGGGAAAUCAGCUGUGUGUAAGUAGGUCAAGGGGAAAUCAGCAUUUUAUAAGUAGGUCAAAGAAAAUCAGCAGUGUAUAACUAGGUCAAGAGGAAAUCAGCAGUGUAUAAGUAGGCCAAGGGAAAUCAGCUGUGUAUAAGUAGGUCAAGGGGAAAUCAGCAGUUUAUAAGUAGGACAAGGGAAAUCAGCAGUGUAUAAGAAGGUCAGGAAUGUACGAGACAGUGCAUGAUUAUUGUCUAUAGAAACAACAUAUUUGAUGUUACAAUAUAGACCCCUGUGUGUUUGAUUAUUUGUGGAUCAGAGUAUGUCUGAUAUUAUCCGUUCAAUUUCUCAUUUAUUAAUAGAUAUAUAAUGAUAGGAAUGAAUGAUGAUGAUGAUUACUGUAGCCUGUAGUUGAUUUAUGGCAGAAAGUGAACUUCCUAUGAUAAUCAACACUUUUAUCAGUAAUACUAUGUGUAGGAUAUAGGACAUGAGACAUAUAUUAUUAAAGGUAUUUUACAUGAGUUCUUGUAUGAUCCGAAACAUAGUGUGGGAGUGAUAGUAAAUAUAUACAGGUAUUACUCACUUACCAAAACCAAUAU
Ylistrum balloti is the source of this 2684-nucleotide messenger RNA. RefSeq names its product PX domain-containing protein kinase-like protein. Lineage: Eukaryota; Metazoa; Mollusca; Bivalvia; Pectinida; Pectinidae. Gene Ontology annotation, biological process: endosome to lysosome transport; early endosome to late endosome transport; protein targeting to lysosome. The record is from RefSeq and is a predicted model, not a curated record. The transcript is spliced from 13 exons. Gene Ontology annotation, cellular component: early endosome; extrinsic component of endosome membrane; late endosome. The coding region runs from base 51 to 1790 and encodes 579 amino acids. Gene Ontology annotation, molecular function: actin binding; phosphatidylinositol binding; ATP binding.